Molecule: messenger RNA, 1076 nt
Organism: Coregonus clupeaformis (lake whitefish)
Lineage: Eukaryota; Metazoa; Chordata; Actinopteri; Salmoniformes; Salmonidae
Product: regulator of G-protein signaling 11-like
Exons: 4
Coding region: 155-460 (101 amino acids)
Biological process (GO): regulation of G protein-coupled receptor signaling pathway
Source: RefSeq, a predicted model, not a curated record
UGUGUGUGUUUCAGCGGAGAACCUGUGUUUCUGGGUGGCCUGUGAGGACCUGAGACAUGGCGAGAGCUCCAAGAUCAUCCUGAAAGUAGAGGAGGUUUACAAGACCUUCCUGGCCCCGGGGGCAGCUCGCUGGGUGAACAUUGACAGUAAGACCAUGGAGAGAACGCUGGAGGGAUUCAAACAUCCUCAUCGCUUCGUUAUGGAUGACGCCAAGAUGCACAUCUACUUCCUCAUGAAGAAGGACUCCUACCCCAGAUAUCUGAAGUCCGAGCUGUAUAAGAACAUGCUGGCCAAAGCCAUCGUUCCCCAGGAGACCAAGAAGAGUGUAUUUCCCUUCAUGAGGCGCCAGCAUCACUCUAGCCCCUCUCCUGCCAUGGUUACCCAAGCAACAGAAGAUGAUGGAAAGGCUAAAGGGGCGGGACCAACAGGAAUAAGCUUUGCAACCAACUCUCAGGUCUAAUCGCCAUGGUAACGCCACAACCACCACGUCCAUAACAACCAGAUCUGGUCACCAUUGUAUCACUAUAGCAACCAUUCAAGACCCUGUAUCUACUUUUAGAAGUAAUAAUAUUGUCUAGUAGUUAUAUUUAUAAAUAUAGAACUAUGGGUAUAGUUUAUAGAGACAAUCUGAAACAUUUCCAAUAUUCAAUUAAUGUAGAUUUAAGGCCAGUUUAUACUUGGUCUAAUGACAUGUCUUUGGACAAUUAUAAUGUGACAAGUGUCGCUGGUCAAAACGACCUUCAAUUUAUACUCCUGUGGAAUGUCUGUAGACCGUCGUUGCGACUGUCAGUUUCCUUAUUGCAGAGACAUGAAAAACGUUUACGUUUCUGUGACUGUCGCAACGUCCGUUGUCGUGGUUACCGAACUGCCACAGCAACUAGACCAAAUCCUCCUGUGACCAGACGAUGCAGGAGUUCAAAAUCCUCCGAUAGAACGACCUAGUUUUAUUUAGUCACCCUGUGGCAGUCAGCUAUUUUCUGUAAGCUCGCAAUUAUCUUGUAAAUAAGGAUGUUGUGGGUUUAUUUUCCUGUAAUAAUGAAUAAAAAGUAGUUAAAGUCAAGACGUUGUCAGCUAUA